Messenger RNA from Trichobilharzia szidati, 2661 nucleotides. The record is from the annotation of a GenBank genome assembly. NCBI's taxonomy places the organism in Eukaryota, Metazoa, Platyhelminthes, Trematoda, Strigeidida, Schistosomatidae.
AAUUCACUGGCGCUGAGUGGCGUGUUCAAAAUUGGACAUAAUUUAUUACAAGUUUUGACGUUUUGCGCUACAUGACUUUUUCAGAUGGAGGCAGAUAACGAUAUCAAUAACCAUUAUGGUGAUGUAUGUGAUUCUUUUGAUCGGAUGAAUUUGAAAGAAAGUCUUUUGCGUGGAAUUUUCGCCUAUGGAUUUGAGAAACCUUCAGCGAUUCAGCAACGGGCCAUUCUUCCUUCUAUUGAAGGACGUAACGUUAUAGCUCAGGCUCAGUCGGGCACUGGCAAAACAGCAACAUUUAGCAUUGCGAUCUUACAACAAAUUUGCACUACCGACCCUCGCUGUCAGGCUUUAGUAUUAGCUCCGACUAGAGAAUUAGCAAAACAAAUUCAAAUGGUUGUUUUAGCCCUUGGUGAUUAUAUGGAUAUUACUUGUCAUGUGUGUAUUGGUGGUACACAAGUAUCAGCAGAUAUUGAACAACUGCAAAUGGGUCAACAGAUUGUAGUCGGUACACCUGGACGUGUGUUAGAUAUGAUAAAUCGUGGCUAUCUACGUACACAGACAAUCAAAUGUUUUGUACUGGAUGAGGCAGAUGAAAUGCUUAGCCUAGGAUUUAAAGAUCAAAUUCAAGAAAUCUUUCGUUCUCUUGAUCCUGCUGUACAGGUUAUAUUACUAUCUGCAACAAUUCCAAAUGAAGUCCUUGAAAUUACUCGGCAUUUUAUGCGAAAUCCUGUACGUAUAUUAUUAAAACAAGAUGAAUUAACAUUGGAGGGUAUACGUCAAUUCUAUGUGAAUGUUGAACAAGAAGAAUGGAAAUUAGAAACCCUGUGCGAUCUGUAUCAAACAAUAACAAUAACACAAGCUGUGAUAUUUUGUAAUUCACGUCGAAAAGUUGAAUGGUUAACAAAUGAAUUAAUUGAACGUGAUUUUAUUGUAUCAGCAAUGCACGGAGAAAUGGAACAAGUGGAACGUGAUAAUAUUAUGGCUGCAUUUCGUAGUGGUUCAAGUCGUAUAUUAAUCUCGACAGAUCUACUAUCACGUGGUAUUGAUGUUCAACAAGUAUCACUUGUUAUCAAUUUUGAUUUGCCUACAAAUUUGGAGAGUUAUAUACAUCGAAUUGGUCGUGGUGGGCGUUUUGGUCGUAAGGGUGUUGCUAUCAAUUUUGUAACUUUGGCUGAUCAACGUAUACUUAAAGAUUUAGAAAAUUUCUAUAGUACGAAAAUUAUUGAACUUCCAGUUGAUGUUGCUAAUUUGUUCUAAUUGAUAACAAUAAUAAUUUAAACAAAACAGGAAUGUGCCAAACACCCAGCAUUGUCAGCAUCUUCAAAAAAAAAAAACACACGCAUGUACUGCACAUACACAUAUCUACGUGAGUGCUGAAUAUAUUCAAAAAAAGAACUGGUCAUUUUUCUAUCCAUAUGUGUCUAUCGUCCAUCCUCCCGUUUUUUUUUAUUUCCGUGUUGAAUUAAUGGUCGUCUUUAGCUCGGUUUACGAAGAUUGAUGUAUGAUGCACAGAAUAUGGUUUUGUUUUGUGUGAAUGAGUGUUUAUACUUGGUAUCAUUAUAAUUAGUCAUUUUUAGUGUUAAUAGUUAGUGUAAUUCCCUUCUUUACGUAUACUUUAUUCUCUGUACAAUAAAAUUACUGAUUAAUUUUUCAAACUUUAUUUAUAUUCUUCUGCGAUAUUUUACGCCGCCCACUCAGUCAACCAUGAUUGAUUUAUUUUUCUGGCUUUUUCUUGAUUGGUUAUUUCACUAAACUGACUGUUCGAGUGAAUUCAUAAUACUGUCAGCUGAUUGGUGGAUGGUUGUACAGUAAAAUGAUGAUGAUGUGUUGAAUCGGGUUAUACUUACGCACUUUCCUUUAGCAAUUAUUAUCAUUCUUAUUAAUAUUCAUCUUUGUUAUAAUAUUCAUCGUAUUAUAUACAUAUACUUUUUUGAUCAUAGUAUUGUCAAGUCAGUCACUAUGAUCUUUACUUUUUAUUCGUAAAUCCGGUAUUUUAGCAAAAAAUAUCUUUAAAAAGUACUACAUUUUCAUACGUAAUAAUAUUCAGUGUAUUUAUCUGCCUUUUUAUUAAUUUUUCUGUGCGUGAUUAUUUUUUGGAAAGUUAUAAUGUCCUCUUCGUGGAUAGGACUAAAAAGCAAGUUAGCUGAGCUUUCUUCUUCCAACGAAGGUGUGUCUUCUUCCUGACACUUGAUGUUAAUGCAUGAGUGGUAAUAUUUUUUCUGUUUUUCCUAUCUAGUUUUAUACUUUCUACAGCUAAGUUUACCGUCCUUACCCUACUGUAUCUUAACUUCACCUAAACUGUGCAUCCACCUCAUUAGAAAUCUUUCCUUAUUCGUCAACAUGCAGUGGUUUUCUCUUUUUGUCGUUGGUGAUAUAUGUUGAUGAAAAGGCUGCUAUGUAUUUGUAUUAUUUUUAUUUUGAUCGAUUAUUCUUACCACUACUUUUGGUUGGCUCCAAUUAUGUAUGAGCAGUAGAAGUAUGAUACUCUAUUUGUCUUCUUAAUCCGUAGUAUUGAUGGACAAUUGUUAUACACAUGACUGUUUUCUAUCUCUGCAUGUUACUACUACUACUGUACGGCACUUUUGUUCUUUUCCUCUUCUCCUUAUUUGUGCUGUUUUCUUUUUCCCACAGUACUACCACUAACAAUAAUAAAACGUAUAACAG